UGUAUUUUUAUUCUUAUGUAUCGUAUUUUUUUCAUUUUUCUUGCCAAAGAAUUUUUUAAUGUAAUUUAUUUUGCGCGGAACAUUAGGUCAGUUUUAGCGCCAUUCACUUGUAGACAAAUGUAUAUUCACCUGACAAGGUCAGCGAGUCUUCUCUCCUGCCCGCUUUUUAUCAUUACGCAAACUCAAUGCACGGUACAUUACUAAGAACAGAUCGUAGCAGGUAAAGGAAUAUCUCUGGCAAAUGAUCCAUGUUUCUCUCGUGCAUCAUCCCGGUGAAUGAUCCAGUAUAACUUUGUGUAUUGCCAAAAUGGACAGACACGACCAUAACCAAAGUUAGACAAUUAUAAAAUGCGGUUAUAUGACGGAACCUUCAUAAUACACUAAUUUUAGUUUUAUUACGAGUUAUAUAAUUCUGAUGAUUUAUAAUUCUGAUCAUUUUUUAUUUACACGACCGAUUGUGAUCGCUCACGUGACGAAAACAAUAAGCAAACGAUGAAAAAUUAGUAUAAUAUUUCUAAUGUUUUCAUGAAAGUCAAAAAAUAUGUUCAUAUCGUCGUGCAAAUGGCGAGAUAUUAAAACAUGAUGCAUAUAGAUAAGCUUGAAAAUCUCGAUAUAAGUUUUAUACGCUCGAAGAUACUUCCGAUGAGUUAUGACAUUAUUACGUAAACACAGCAUUCAUAAUGACAUGUGUUGAUUUCUGAACUAGUCACAAGAUAAAACAAUGUGAAGCAAUUUUGAAUAAUACAAUACUACAGAAUACGGACCAAUACAUAUACUGAACUUAUUUUUCUAAUUAACAAAAAGUUUUAACUGUGAUUACAAUUGGAUGUAAGUACAAUCGCUAAUUAAUGAAAUUUAUUAUCACUGACAUGAUGUGCCGUGCUAGUGAUAACCUCUGUGCAGAUAUAUUGCAAAAAUAUCAAAAUACUGCUAUAUAUUACAAAUAUCUGGAAUAAAUUAUAAUUGUAGUUGUGUAAUUGUGAUAUUCUUUAUAAAAGAGAAUUUGCACAAAUACUGUUGCGAUAUUAUUUUGCAAUCAUCUGUGUGUCAAAAAUUGCAGAUAUUCUUUAAUAUAAAUAUUCUGUACCUUAACUAUAAAGUAACAAGUACAGAAAAAAAAAGUGGAUUUGUACGAAUAUUGCAUCACUGUUGCAAACAAUAGUGUUUAAAAAUCCAUCAGUAUUAUCGUGAGAAUAUAUUUAAAAACAAAACUUAUAUUAAUUAUGUUAUCGUUAUAUCUCGUUGGUUGCUCCUACUGGUAAGGAUAAUGUAUAUAUAUGCAUCGAAACUCACUCUGAAUGAUUAAUAGUCGAGAUCUUUACAAUGGAACGUUGGUUGGGAAAAGUCGCGCUCGUCACCGGUGCGAGCAGUGGAAUCGGCGCGGACAUCGGGCGAACACUCGCGAUAAACGGGAUGAAGGUAAUCGCUGUCGCACGACGGAUGGAAAAGUUGCAAGAACUGGCCGCGGAUGUUCAAAGGAAAUGCAACGCGAAAUUACAUCCCAUACGAUGCGACGUUCAAAAAGAAGAGGACAUUCUCGAGGUAUUCAAGUGGGCGGAAAAACAUCUGAAUGGUGUUGAUGUUUUGAUUAACAAUGCUGGUGUCCUCUCGACGGCGUCGCUUUCAGAAGAGAGCACGGAAAAUUUGCAAAAAAUUUUGAACGUAAACGUGCUCGGGACGGCAAUUUGUUCGCGCGAACUUAUUCAAUCCGUCAAGAAACGGAAAACAUCAGGUCAUAUCAUAAAUAUAAGCAGUAUAACCGGACACAUUGCAGACUUUUUGUCAACAAAUAUGAGUAUAUAUCCGGCCAGUAAAUAUGCAGUAAAAGGUAUGGCAAUGUCUUUACGCGGCGAUUUGGCAAGAGAAAAGUUGGAUGUAAAAGUCACGAAUAUUAGUCCCGGAGUUGUGAAAACGGACAUGAUAACAAACGUGCCCAGUGUUACGAUGAAUCCUAUGCUGAAUGAUAAAGAUAUUUCGAACACGGUCAUCUAUAUUCUAAGCAUGCCGCAUCAUGUACAGAUAUGGGAUGUAAUAAUAACGCCGUUUCAUAAAGCACUGCCUAAUCACGAAGAACGCUGAAUCACUUUAACUUCAAUUUUUUUGAUACGAAACAGCUCAAUAAAAAAAUAUUUUNGUGCUAACAAAUAGAGAAAACAAACAUGCAAACGAAGAGAAGUUUCAAGCAGACUCAAUCUGAAAUCUGUAGUAGAGCUCGUAGAUUCUACCUCUCUACUUAUACGCCAGUCUAAUUUUAAUUAGAUAAGCAAAUAGCUCGUUGCGAAACUCUUACUGGAAGCGCGUAUCCCACAAAAUAAAAAUAACUUAUUCCGAGCGUGAAUACGUGCCUUCAAAAUGAUUAUAUCUCUAAGCGUAUAUUUGUGUCAAUCAAAAAAUUAAACUAAUACACCUCAAACUUGUAUUGAAAGUUGAAGAAUAAAUAUAUAUUUCUUAGUUUGUAUUUAUAAUAAUGUAUUUAUAAUGAAAUGUGUCUAACAUUGCGUUACAUUUUAUUCUAUAUGUGUUUUUAUUCCUACGUAUUGUACGAAUUUUCUUCGUUUGGUUUUUUUGCCAAAGAAUUGUUUAUUGUAAUGUAAAUUUAUUUCGCGCGGAAAACUAUGCAUCAAUGUUAGCGCUAUUCACGCUUACAGAGACAAGUGUAUAUCCGCUUGUGAUACGCAAGGUCACGAGCAUCUUCUCUCCCGCACGCCUCCCAUCGUUACGUAAGCUCGAUGCUUGAUACGAUAAUAAGAACAGACCGUAACAGUCCGAAGUACGUGUUUGCUAGUCCUUCGGUAAAGGAAUAUCUCCGCUAAAUGAUCCGUGUUUCUCUCAUGCAUCAUCCCGCUGAGAGAUCCUGUUUAACUUUGCGUAUUACCGAAAUGAAGACACGGUCGUAACCAAGAUUAGACAAAGUCAAUUAGUUCAAGGAUCCAGCGCGAUCCGCGUUUUCUGUUAUAGCAUUAAACCGUUCUGACAUAUUCCGCGUUAUCGUUUAUGAUUUACACAUCCGAUAAUAAAUAGCACACGCGAUGAAAACGAUAAGCGAAAGAUUAUUUCCGAUGUUUUUCUUUAUAAAAGUCGAAUAAUAUUCUUAUAUUAUUGUACAAACAACGACAUAUAGAAACAUGAUGCGUGCAGAUAAAAUUGUAAAAAACUCGAUAUAUGUUUUGCGCAAAGAUAAUUUUUCCAGNCGCAAGAUAAUUACAACUACUGCGUCGUUACGAUGUGUUGCAUUGAUUUGAAAAAAAAGUUACAAGAUGAGAUAAUGUAAGACAAUUUCAAACAACACUACNAUGCUACUGAAUGCAAAACAGUACAUGUAGCGUAGUUAUACUGUGAUUAAUGACUGAGUGCAGUCGAUGAUUGCUCUAGGAAUAAA
Messenger RNA from Pseudomyrmex gracilis, 3379 nucleotides. Its product is annotated as farnesol dehydrogenase-like. The record is from RefSeq and is a predicted model, not a curated record. The transcript is spliced from 5 exons. NCBI's taxonomy places the organism in Eukaryota, Metazoa, Arthropoda, Insecta, Hymenoptera, Formicidae. The coding region runs from base 1324 to 2079 and encodes 251 amino acids.